AAUAGGAGCGGCUUACCGUGCAGCGUCGGCAACCGUUGGUCGACCAAUUGCGUGUCACGAAAACGAAGCACCGAAUUUGUAUUUUCGUCUCGCGAGCUGCUCGUUGUGCUCGUUUCAGGUCUGCUGAAGUUAAAGGAAGAUGAUGGAUGCACUGUCGGUGGUGACUCAACUUCGGGACCUGGCUUCUGAGCCACAGAACCGGGAGGUGAUAGUUCAGGACCAGGGCUGUCUCCCCGGCCUGGUUCUCUUCCUGGACCACAAGAAUCCAGAAGUGCUGUUUGCAACUCUUCAGACCCUGCGCUACUUGGCCGAGUUGUCCCCCAACAUCCCCACCAUGAAGAAUGAACUGGGUAUGAUGGUGAGCUUGGAGAAUCUAAUCGUGAGGGAGGGCCUGUCUGUUGACAUCAAAGCCUUGGCACAGGAGGUGUAUGACAUUCUGAGUGGACCUGCUAAUCCUGUGCCACGCACAACCGAGAGAGAGAAGAGACAGAAAUCCCAGUUCUUUAUCAACUCCUCCAACAAGAAGGCUAAGUCUGUCACUCUGCACAUCAAAGGGCUGGACAGCACUCACCAGCGAAGCUUGUGUGAGGAGGCCCUUCUAAAGGUCAGAGGAGUGAUCAGCUUCACCUUCCAGAUGGCUUCUAAGAGAUGCACCGUCCGCAUCCGUUCAGACCUGUCCACUGAGAGUCUGGCAUCAGCCAUCGCUGCCACAAAGGUGUUGUCGGCCCAACAGGUGGUGAAGAAUGAGGCCGGAGAAGAGGUUUUCAUCCCACUGAACUCAUCUGGAGUGGAGGUGCAGCAAAACUCAGCUAUACCAGACUACCUCCCAGAGGAGGAGAGCCCAGAGAAGGAGGUCGACCGAGCAAUCUCCCGCACUACAGCGAAGGAAGAUUCUAGUGGGAGCUGGCUCAACACUGCGGCCAGUUUCCUCACCAAAACAUUCUACUGGUGAAACUGGUCCUGUUUGAUUCAUUGAGAUCCAGUGAUGGAAAAGUGUGCUAAAAGAAUUUUUUGUGUGUGUUACUGGAGUGGACAGUACUGGAUGUCAGUGCACCACAGGCCACCGUGUUGGUUUUGUGUGCGUGAUCUGAGCUUCACCAACUUGCCAUCAUUUCUGGUGAAAAACACGUCAACAUGUACAAGAGCACUUCUCAUUUUACCUCUGUUGUGCUAAGUUGAAUGGAGGAAAACUUGAAAAAUGUGUUUGUUUCUGGACUUUCUAUCCACUAUUCUCAUGAAAUGUAAAUAUUUUCUGUAGGACUUCCCAAACGUCAAUUUUCUCUCUACGUGUAAAAAAGAUUUUUUUUUCUACUUUUCUAUGCAGUUAGAAAAGGUUGUAUUCUACUGUCUGUUGCUAAAUGUAUUCUUUAUGCCAAAAUAAAUUUA
This is a messenger RNA of Larimichthys crocea (large yellow croaker), 1386 nucleotides long. RefSeq names its product armadillo repeat containing 1, like (gene armc1l). The transcript is spliced from 7 exons. Bases 140 to 952 code for a protein of 270 amino acids. The record is from RefSeq and is a predicted model, not a curated record. Gene Ontology annotation, molecular function: metal ion binding; protein binding. Lineage: Eukaryota; Metazoa; Chordata; Actinopteri; Sciaenidae.